AUUUUCAUCGGGUGCUAACCUUGCUUGCAGGGUAGUUGCCAAGGCCUCGGAAGACUUCGAAAAAAUGGAAGAAAGAGACAAGGAAAAGGCGAAAGGAAGCGAGAGAUGGACUGCAGCGAUCACGAAUUUAUCAGAGAUAGCGGCUAAUCUCGAUUCACUUCAGAAGCUACUAAUGAAGAAGGCUGUAUAUGUUGACGAAGAGACUUUCGCCAAAGCCUCUCUCAGCUCUGAGCAAGCUCGAACUAUCAAGGUUCUUGAACAAAGAGUUGAGACCUUGGAACGGGAGUUAGAUGCUGCCAUAUCUGCUGCAGCCCGUGCACGAAAUGAAAAACGACAGGCUGAGGCAGCACAGAAAGCUGCCGAACUACGUGCUUUGGAGGUUACGAGAGAGCUUGAGAACACUACAAAAGUAUUUGAAUUGCACAUGGAAGAGUUGCGAGCAAAGCAAGAAGAAAUUUCUAAGCGGGACAAUGAAAUUAAGCUCCUAGAAGCUAUAAUUCAGACACUCGGAGGCAGAGAGUCACUCAAAUGAUUAAGAUCCAUCUUAUCACUCCAGUAUGUUGUUCAUUCUUUGCUGGGAAACGAAUAGCAGGAUGUCUGUAUACGUCUCUUCAUGUAUAUUACUAAUUCUUGGAAGGAGUUCUGGAGAAGUAAUUCUGAAAAUAUAACCGUUCUCCAUUUUCCAAAAACUACUCUAUUCUGCUUAACAUCUUAUUAACCUGGUUGACUUCCACGAUCCUAGUAUACCACUUGUGCCUAGAUGGCUAUUGUUUUCGUGAUUGUUAUUGGUCCAAUAACAUAAUUCAUUGUUGCUCCUUGUCUGGAGAUUGUUAUGCA
Messenger RNA from Coffea eugenioides, 837 nucleotides. RefSeq lists its product as uncharacterized. NCBI's taxonomy places the organism in Eukaryota, Viridiplantae, Streptophyta, Magnoliopsida, Gentianales, Rubiaceae. The coding region runs from base 65 to 532 and encodes 155 amino acids. The transcript is spliced from 3 exons. The record is from RefSeq and is a predicted model, not a curated record.